Molecule: messenger RNA, 373 nt
Organism: Notodromas monacha
Lineage: Eukaryota; Metazoa; Arthropoda; Ostracoda; Podocopida; Cyprididae
Source: the annotation of a GenBank genome assembly
CGGGAAAUCUGUGUUGGCCGAUCCUGAAGUUUACCUGUCAGCCAUCUCGAAACUGACGCCGUUCGUUGAAAACGUGAUGCAAGAAUUCGGCUCGCAUUUGAAAAUACAAAGAUUCGAUCGCGUUCUUUUCCUCUUUUCCCGAGUCGGAUACUUCCCCAAGAAAUUCAUCGAACCACUGAUGGCACCCGAUUCUGAAAUGGUCUGCGUUGACAUGUUCCCCGCGAUGAUUGAGUACGCUCGCAAAAAUGCUGCAGGCAAAAAUAUUGGCCAUGUCAUCAUCGACCCGCACAAGAUUGACGAAUUGAAGCACAUGUACCCUACCGGAUUCAGCCACAUUGUGUCCUUCCUGAGUUUGCAAUGGGUCAAAGAAUAU